AUGAAGGACGGCCACGGCCGCGAUCGAGGACGUUCGCACCGACGGAUCCCCAUGGAGUUCAACAUCUUCAACUCCGGAAUCGCCGAGACCGCCGACAAGCCGCUGUUCUGCCUGAGCAACGACGAAGAGCCCUCGGACAACCACCUGGGCAUCAACCUGCACGCGGGCCCCUUUGACGUGCACCCCAAGAUCGCCAACCUCACGCACCGCACCGUGGUGCGGACCGGCUGGGAGACGAUGAAGAUGAUGGACGUCGUCCUCUUCGAGACGGCGGCGACGACGACCACGACGACCACGACAGACAAAGGGGAGCCCGCCAAGGUCGUCCUCGAGCAACAGAUGCCCUGGGGUCCGCUCGGCCGGUUGCUCCGGUGGAGAAACGCCGCCGCCGCCGUCCGAUGGGUGUUCACCAUGCGGAUCCCGCGCCGGGAGGGGCUGGCCGACGUCGACUUCGAGUGGCGACACAGCCGGGGGCUCACGAUCCGGCGGCUCCGGGGCGCGGACGGGUGGAUGCUGUGGCGGAAGCGGACGGCGGACGAGGUGCGGAAAACGGGCGACGGGGGCGACGAGCUGGUGGCGCUGGUGUCGUGCAGCGGCUCGCGGCUGCACCUGGGCACGCGGUUCGCGUUCGCCAACGCGGCGGCGCGCGGCGAGCUCGGCGACGGCUUCUCGGUGGUGGCGCUCAUGUCGGGCAUUGGCGUGAUGCUGGCGCAGAGGAGGUCGCUGGGGGGACACCGGUCGACGCGCUGGAAGGUCACGAAGGCGGCCGGCGGUCGAUGCUUCCGAGGGCGGCGAUGGCGGAGAGACGGGCGCGCGAGGCGAGGGGACUGGCUCGACGCGAUUGCGCUGAUGGACGAGGAGGUCUGGGAGGCGGAAGAGCCGGGUCGGCCCGGGCCCGGCCGCUCUGAUCGCGUCAGGGCGUGGAGGGAAGAGCAGCGGCGGGCGUCUGAGGGGUCCGGGGGCGUCGGCGGGACGUCACGGCUCGACCCGGUCGCCUCGAGGCCACGGAGGGCGCCGCAGCUGCUGCCCGGGACGCCGAGGUCCGCCAAGACGACGCGGCCCCUGUCGACGUCGACGCGGAACGGUGCACUGACGCCGGGCCGGCGCACUGCCUCGAACCGCAGCCGCUUAUACGAGCACGAGAGCGAGCGUUUCGUGGAAAACCCGGGCGGUAUCCACAUCUGA
Colletotrichum graminicola M1.001 is the source of this 1185-nucleotide messenger RNA. RefSeq lists its product as uncharacterized. The transcript has a single exon. The record is from RefSeq and is a predicted model, not a curated record. The coding region runs from base 1 to 1185 and encodes 394 amino acids. Lineage: Eukaryota; Fungi; Ascomycota; Sordariomycetes; Glomerellales; Glomerellaceae.